This is a messenger RNA of Cyprinus carpio (common carp), 3005 nucleotides long. Its product is annotated as granulocyte colony-stimulating factor receptor. The record is from RefSeq and is a predicted model, not a curated record. Gene Ontology annotation, molecular function: cytokine receptor activity; protein binding. Lineage: Eukaryota; Metazoa; Chordata; Actinopteri; Cypriniformes; Cyprinidae. Gene Ontology annotation, biological process: cytokine-mediated signaling pathway. Gene Ontology annotation, cellular component: external side of plasma membrane.
CCGAAAUGCCACGGAAGGACUGACAGCAGUGACUCUUUAGUCAGAGCAGAGAAAUCAUUCUCAGAACAGCAGCUGGAUUUUUUCAAAGAAAAGCUCAACUGCGCACCAGACUUCACUGGCCAGUAAUUUCACAGGAGUUUAAAUGUGACCCAGAGAACCUACAGAUGCAGAACACGUUAAAUCAUCAUAACCAUGGCAUCAGUCUGGCUUGUGCUUGUGCUGUGGAUAUUUGUUAAUGCCUUGAUAAAAGUGAUUCAAGCGUCAUCAUGUGCUCAGAUUCACACUCCUGCUUCAGUGGUGCUCGCUGGUUCACCCGUGUCAGUGUCCUGCUCCAUCGAGGAUGAAUGCCCGCUGACCAAAGGCAAAGACUUUCGUGUGGCAUGGAAAAUUAACAACCAUUUUGCCCCCAGCAAUCUCUCUUACCAGGAGAGUAACAGGACGUAUGGUCUAAUCAUACCUAGUUUACUAGACACAGACACAUUCAUUCAAUGCGCUGUGUGUGAAGGGGAGAACUGCCAAAUUGUCAAUGGAGUGCAAGUGAAAGCUAGAUAUCCUCCACCCGUUCCCCAAAACCUGAGCUGCUCUUUGAAUCUAACAUCCAAAAGAUUCCUGUGUCAGUGGGAUCCUGGUCAGGAAAUGGCAGAUCUUGCUACAAAAUAUACUCUUCACAUAUUUAGUGUCAUGUCAAAAAAGGUUCUAUCUUAUAAAUAUGUGAUCCCAGUUGGAAAACAUUUCCACUUGAUUCCACGGGAAUCGUAUCCUUUAUUAUUAAAGGUGGAGAUAAAUGUGACAGCAGUGAAUGUCUUAGGGAAUGCCACCUCUGAAACCCUGAAGCUGAUCCCACUUGAAACAGCAAUGUUCGACCCUCCGGAGAUUAACGGGAUUGAAGCAGAUGCAGUGGGCUGCUUAAAUUACAGCUGGAGUCUUGGAAAAUCUCAGCAAUGGUUGACGAUUGCCAUCAGUUUAGAGCUGAGAUUGAAAACCGUAAACAACAGGCAAAACAAAGAGUUGGUUGUGCCCUUCACAAAAAAACCAAGAAGCAAAUUAAAUGUAUGUGACCUUUUUCAUGGUACAAAUUACAGCACCACAAUGCGAGUGAAGUAUAGUUCAUUGAGUAAAUGGAGUGAAUGGAGUGAAUGGAGUGAUCCGAAAAUAGCCGCCACAGUUAUGAAGGCUCCAUCUGGAAGCCUGGACACAUGGCUUAAAGUGGAUGAUCAGAAUGCACAGCUCUACUGGAAGCCCUCAGAAAAUUUCCGUGCCAACGGCUGGAAUUUGUUCUACACUGUCGAAUCAAUGGAACCGAAAAAGAUUUUGUGUGUUACACAAGAAAGCCACUGCUUUUUCAAUCUCAUCGAGAGAGUUGAAAAGGUUUACCUGAGAGCCACUAACGCAGCGGCAAGCUCAAAUCAUACCGAAGUACCGGUGUAUCGGAACAGAGGGCUGGGCUCUGUCUCCUGUUCAUCCAAUGUUCAUCCCCAGUCAGAGACGUCGGUGGAGAUCGAGUGGGGGGGAACACCAACGUCCCUCAGUGUCACAGGAUACGUGCUUGAGUGGAGAUCUCUGAAUGAGAUGCCGGCAGCUCCCCUGUCCUUCACUCUGAUGGACAAAAACAUCUCCAGUACCAUACUAACAGGGUUAAGGCCUUACCAACCUUAUGAGGUGUCUAUUUAUCCCAAAUAUGAUAAAGGGAUUGGAAUUCCAUGCACUUUAGUUGCAUACAGCAUUCAGAAAGCAUCCUCUGUGGCCCCAGUGUUGAAUACUAGAGAAUAUUCCAAUGAGAGAAAUGGAACCAUUCGAGAUGGAAUUGAAAUGAUGCUGUUUGUUAUCCCAGCAUGCAUUGGCUUAUCACUUCUCGUCUUUGUUGUGUUUGCAUGUUUUGGGAAACAUGAACGGGUGAAGAUGUGUUUGUGGCCUAUAAUUCCUGAUCCUGCCAACAGCAGCAUUAAGAGGUGGACCACCACUGAUUCAAUGCAGGGCAUGCCUCCCUUUAAAGAAGACAAGGAGCCUGUGUUGGUGUAUCUGUCUCACUUCAGUCUUCUUGAUCUGGACGAGAAAGAGCCGUUCAAGAGUGACUAUGUCAAGGAGAACCAGUGGUCACACCACAUCGACAGUUGUGAUGAGAGUCAUUCCUCAUUCCAGACCUGUGUCAGAUGCGAUUCGGAGCUCGACAGGGAUUCUGUCCCUUAUGCCACAGUGCUUUUCGAUGGUCCAUAUCAAAACCAUUCAUCCUGUCCGCCACCCUAUGUGCGCUCUGAGUCCACACAGCCUCUGUUAGGAGCGGACGACCCUGGCAGCCCCCCACCGUAUGAGAAUGUGUCACCAAGAGGCAGUGUUUCCAAAGUACAACGCUUCACUGCAUUCCCUCAGAAUCCCACUGAGGAGAAUGAAGAACUUUGGGAAGAAUUUCCUAUGCUCAGAUCUUUAGAGAUCACGGAUACUGAUCAUAUCUAAACUCAGAUUCAUGCAGUUCCUGUUUAUGUGCUUCUUUUUUUAAGGAUGUGUGUGUUUCAUUUUGAGUUUGAGUAUAUAUGGAUACAUUCAAACCACAGCUGAAUGAGGAACCUGACUGAUUUGGCUCACAUGACAGAUCUGUUUUUAAAAGUGAUUAGCAAAACAAACAAACAAACAAAAAAAAAAAAAAUCAUUAUUAACUUUCUGCAGUAUUGCCAGGGACGGCAUAUACAGUAGGUUAAACAGACCACUGGUAUUACAAUGAAUUAGAGAGAAAAUGGUACUCCCAUUAUGGUAGCUCUAUUAAAGUAAGUCCCACCUUUUCCAAGUAAGAGAGCCAAUCAGCAAAAUCACUGCCUGGUCUUUAUGUGAAACUUGUCUCAAGAAAUCACAUAAGACACAUUUUAUGUUGUGCUGCCCUUUCAAGUUCAUUCUUUCAAUGUGCCUCUAGAGACAGAAUGUCACAAGUCCAUUCUUGUGUCAUCAGCAUUGAGAAUUGUAGCAAAUUUAUACAGCAUUUUAAAAAUAAUACUAUUAAAGAUAAUACUACAUGA